This is a messenger RNA of Coffea arabica (coffee), 2096 nucleotides long. RefSeq lists its product as uncharacterized. NCBI's taxonomy places the organism in Eukaryota, Viridiplantae, Streptophyta, Magnoliopsida, Gentianales, Rubiaceae. The record is from RefSeq and is a predicted model, not a curated record.
CGACGAGACAACGGACAGCCUCCCCCUCUCUUCUCUCCUUUCUGCCAUCUUAACCAAAAAUCCCUCUGCACUUUCCCCGCACUCUGUUUUGUGUUGAUAUUCCUUUUUGUUACUCUUCAAUUUUCUCCACCCAAAGUUUCUCCCUCUCUUUUUUGACCCUGUUAAAUUGUGUUCGCUGGAUACUUUAAUACCAGAAUAGUGGUACCGUACGGGGUCAUCGCCAAAGAGCUCCGGUGUCUUUAUUUUUUCUCCCUUUUUCUGGCAAAAGGACUGUCUCGAACUGUGAAGGGGGUUGAGAGCUGACGACCUUUGGAGCUAUUCAUAAUGGCCCCUAGAGGAAGAUCUAGGAAGUCCCGGGAUACGAGGAUGGACGCAGCCGUUGAUGCCAUGACGAAAAACUAUGGGUUUCCUGAGGAAAUUGUGAAGAGGGUAGCAAAAGAGCUGCUCAAAGAGUAUGAGGGAGAUCAAGGAGAUGAGGGCUGGUUUUUCAUCGAGGACUGCUCUUACCAAGUAUUGGUUGACGCGCUUUUGCUGGAUCAAGAGCUAAAUGAUCGGCACGAUGCUCCUCCUAAUCAGAAAGAGGAUGCUUUGCCACAGAAUAUCUCUUUGCAAGAUGAAAGGGCUGCAGAACAUGCUUUAGCAGAGCCCUCUGGUGUAGUUUCGGAAGCCAAUUGCUCUAAGGUUGUUGAGAAUAAAUUGGAGGCAAACACCAAAGAAGAUGCAGACCGGCUUCCAUCCAGUGGCAGGGACGGAAAAGGCUGGAAAGACAUUGGCUUGGAUCAGUCUUCAAGUGAGAAAGGGAGGGCUGCUGGCAUUUCUGACAACGAUGAGAUAGGUGGCUCCAGUCAGGAUUGUGCAAAUAGUGUAAUACUCACCCCUCCGUCUCUGACUCCUACAACACCAGGAGGUAGUAGUGUUUCAAGCCCACCUGAAAACUGUCCAGUGCUCUCUCCUUUUCCUAAGAUCUCACCUCCAAAUGUUAAGCGCGUUCAGAGCAAAAGGCGUCAGCCAUGUAAUGGAUGGAUAUUUGAGAGUGAUGAAGAGGAGGAUGAGGAUAUGAUAGACCUAAAACCGGCUAUAGAGUGGGAAGAUUUGAGUUGGGGAACUGUUAAGAAGGCAAAGCGAAGCUCAAGAUGGGACUUGAGACCUGAGGAUAUCUGAGUCUCGCUGUACCUCCCUCCGUGUGUUGUUUCAUGGUUUCCCUGUGCUACUGUUAUUUAAGAGGUGCAUCUGAUAUAUCAAACCUUCUUUUUUUUUAUAUAUGUUUUAUUCCUCUUUACUUUUAGGAAGAGAUGACAAAAGGGGGAGGGUGAAUGCCGCUGAGAUUCAUUCUUGAUUAACCAUGCAAGCUAGUUUACAUUAUUUCUCACCUCAAACCUUCAUGUUGGGUAACGAAGUUUAGGAAAGUAUAAGUUCCCUUUGCUAAUAUUAUGCAUGUUUGUAAAGGUUGUAAAAACCUUUUGAUCGUUGAUGUUUCUGUUUCUUAAUUUAGUCUCUCUCUCUCUCUCCCUCUCUUUCUAUAUAUAUGUGUGUGUGUGUAUCUGUUCAUGCUAGAAAAAGUUGCCUAUGAUUGGAUGAAAUGGCUAGCAGAAGGGCAGGAGAUUGCUGUCCAUUAGACCUACUAGUGCAAAUGGCAGUUUUAAGCUGUAGCGCAAAUGCACUGCGCUUCUUAAUCACUGCAUGUGAAAGGUAACUAACUAACUGUUCUUUGUCUGUUUUCUACCCUCCUUGCGAUGUUUGAAUCAUCUCUGCUAUUGCUCGGUGGCUUUAUUUACUUCUCUUAAUUACUAGUAGUCUUUAUUGUUUUGUUUCACGAGUUGGAAAGUUCAGUAUUCUUUAUCUUCAUUUGUUGAAGUUAUAUGGUAGAAAUUAUCUUCAUCAGUUUAAUGUCAAUUGGUUCGUUUUUGCAGUCUGCAAACUCUCUUUCUGCUCUCUCUUCCACGUCCGAGUCCUCUGUCUCUCUGAUGGAUGUAGAGAAUUAGAAAAGGUGAAUCACCAAAUAUUGAACUUGUGUUCUGCCCUUCUCUUGCAGCAUAAGACUUGGGCAUGCAUCCACUCAAUUCAUUCUCUGCACGUACUCUGCAAUUUUCUUUUUU